Sus scrofa (pig) is the source of this 14211-nucleotide messenger RNA. RefSeq names its product zinc finger protein 892 (gene ZNF892). The record is from RefSeq and is a predicted model, not a curated record. Lineage: Eukaryota; Metazoa; Chordata; Mammalia; Artiodactyla; Suidae. Gene Ontology annotation, biological process: regulation of DNA-templated transcription.
AUUAGCCUGGCCUUUGUCUUUUAUCUUGUUAAUGAGCAGGAAUCUGGAACUCUAGGCAGGACAAGUGGACCUAUGGUGAGGCCCAGUAGCAGAGGCCACAAAAAGUCAAAGAUCUGACCCUGUGGUCAUCAAAGCUCUGACCACUGGUAUGGUGCCCAACACAUUGAACAUGCCAUAGGUAUCAUGUAAGGAUGCGGAUUCCUUUCCGUCAUAUGUGUGUAUAAAACCCAUGCAAAGUCUGCAGAAGAGGCAAAUGACCAAAUAUCCUAGGAUGAACAGUUCAACUUAUUGAUCCAUGCUAUAGAACCUCAUGAUAAAGAAAUUUGCAAUAGCUAAAGUGUUGAUAAUGAGCAGUGGGUACUGGUUACUAUGGCAGAAGCUGUUUGUUGCCAAACUUGUAGACAUUCUUUUUUUUCUUUCUUAACAAUAGGAAAUCUGAGCCUGCCUGAAUUGCAGAACGCCCAACUAUAUUUCUUGGUCUCUUCUGCAGUGAGGUAUGGCUAAUCAAGCCAAUAAAAUACUUAUAUAUCAAAUAUCAGACCAAUAAUAUAUUGCUAUAUCAAUUAACAGGCCAAUGAUAUAGUGAUAUAAUUGAAAUUUGUUCUAUAGGACUUCUGAAAAGGCACCUUAAAUGAGAGGACAGCUAGAAAACUUCCCUUUUGCCCUUGUCCUUCCCUUCUUUCUACCUAGAAUGUGGUUUUAAUGGCUGGAAUUCCAGCAGCCAUCUGUGACUUUAAGCAUAUAAGCCAUGCCUGAAGGAUUGGAGAGGAGACAAACAGAAGACAUUUGAUGCCCUGAUAAUCUUACGGAGCCUCCAUACCAGCCCUGGACUACCCACUUCUGAUCUUGAAUGAAAGGGAUUAAAGCCUUAUGCAUUUAACCACUGUAUUCACAGCCAAAGGAAAUUUCUGUUAAACUUUCCAAAGCAACACAUAGAGUCAACAGAAAAGGAUCUAACUCUUCUACCCAGAGGGAACACUAUUUUAGACCAGGACCAUUGUGAGGCUGGCCUGAUCUUAGAGGUGUAACAGGCCACAUUUUCAUGAUCAGUUCUGGCGCAUCAGUGUCUCCAGGGUUGUGCUAAUUGUAGCAAAGUAGAGAUGACAGGAAAAGAGGUACAUCUUUCCUGUCCCUAUAGCUCAGCAUAAUCCUUUGCAGAUCCCUGAUAAGAAUCUGGUAACUCAACCCUAGAAUCCUUCAAAUAUCCUUUUACAUGGCUGAUUUUCUUCAGGUCAACUUAUCUCCACUCUUACUAAAAAAAAUAAAAUAGCCAUCUAUCCAUAUACAACUAUAUUUUUAAGGUACUCAGAGAGUGAAUUAGAAAUUAAAUAUGUAUAACUCACCACAGGAAGUUGGUUACUUGUUACCAAGAGUCAGUUUCAUGUGCAGCUCUUGGCUGUUACUGAACUUGGUUGUGGAGCUGACCUAAUGGUCUUCCAGGUCUACUGCUUAUCUGUUUCUGUUUGGGGAUGUGUGAAAGGGAGGGACGUGGUGUGUCUUGGUGCAAAAGGAUGACUUGAGAUUGGCUGAAAGGUGUUUUUCUUCUAAAGGUUUGUUGGUUUCUCUCACAAUGCAAAUGCCCAUUCCCACUAUUUCCUUGCCAUUAACCCCCUAGGAGCUACCCUGCUAGGAAAUGGCAAUUUCCAUAACUCCCUUGAAGUCUGUUUGACAGAAGGGUAAGACAGAGUGAGACCUCCUUCAAUUGAAUAAGUAACCUGAUGGGUUUCAAAGCAUCCCUGCUGCUAUUAUUUUCUAGCUGUUGUGAGUGAACAAAGCAAACAUACACCAGCAGACCAAGGACAGGAUGAAACCAACCCUGAAUGUCCUAUCUGGGCAAAGUUGAUGCAGGCCGCUGUAUCACAUGGCUUGAUAUAAACUGCCUAGGUAGACCUCCAUGUCUCAGAUAGCUUCAAGUUCUUCAGUCUUCACAAUUGCCCCUCCCAUCAGGUUAGGGUAAGGAUUAAAAUGCCCAACCAGCAUUUGUCAGGUUCCAGAAGGCUCUCCUGGUUAUUGCUUGUGAUGUCACCAGCCAUCUUGGCUUCAUUCUGUGGCUCUCUGCUGGACUGCUCUUUUGCAGCUUCUCUCCCAUCAGUGUGACUCUUUCAUUCUGAUGAGUGGUUGGAAAUUUUACAUGCAAAUUCUGUGACUCUUUAAUAGAGAAUAUACAUUCCUCAAGCAUCUGUCCACUGCCACCAAGCUAUUUACUUCCUUGAAACUCUUGGUGCUAGGACCUGAGACCCUCUAUCAUUCUCUCCUGGCAUCUCCAGCUCCUCCUUACUCCAUCCAGGUCUCAGCCUGUGCCUCAGCCUUACUUGGCUGGUUCUAACAAUUGCUCCUAGCUCCACCUUGAAUCUCACUGCUUGUGCCCCACAGUUCCCUGAGACAAUGAGGCCGUUAGAGGGACCAGGGGGUCAGAGACCAUGUUCCCAGUUUCAGCCCACAUUUCCUAGGAAGCUGAGCUUGAGGCUAGGAUUAAGAGCUGAUGCUUUAUGAGGUACAAACCCAGGGUAGCAAAAGUGAGGAAAGGAAGUGAAGCAGGGAGAGAUGGGAAGAAAAGCAAGGUGAUCUAUUCCCCAUUGGCCACUGCCUCACAACAGGCUGAGAAAUAGUAGGUUAUUCAUCUACUUGGCUCUGCAAGAAGACGCCAGACUGUCUAUGUGGAGAAACUAUAGAGCAGUUUAUAGGCAGAGAAGCAGAAGGAAUUUAUCUGAUCAAAUCCCUCCUGUCUUCUUCACACUUUCAGUCUGCAUCAUAGGGAAGCAAGAUCCCACAGCUCACCGUGUGGCACAUUAACAAGUCUGGUGGUACAAGGAGCCAGAAACCUGCCACAUGCAGUUGUUUAGCCCCAGGUAAGCAAGGGGAGAGACCCAGGUUGAUGAUAACUGUCCCCCACAGGUGGUGUGGCCACAGGGCUGAGUGGCCUUAUAGGCACUGGCAACUGAGGUGCAGCAAAUAGCUGAGGGUCUGUGCAGAGGCCCAGAGGUAACGUGAGCAGGCACAAGACUCACACCUGACUUACUCCCUUUGCUGUUCUGCCCCAAAGCCAAUUUCCUGUCUCAAGUGUGCCUCCUUCUCUGACUACCUGAGACUUUUAACUCUUCUGUUGAAUCUUCUGUCCCUCAAGCCUCCACCUCUUUGCCACCCAAACUCUUCUUUUACUUUUCAGCUUUUCCCUCAUCCAUGGUGAUUAAAGGAUUCUUUGUUUACCUCUUUUAACAACUUUCACAUCAAAGUUAAUGGCCUUUGAUGGCACUGUAGCUUCUUGAGGAAGAUAAGGAUGCUUUCCUGGCAGGGUGUUGUGGCAAACACAAAGAUAGACUAGAAGGAAACAGUGAUUCCUACUAAAUUCAGGAAAACUCAAGCACAACCCACCCUUAAGUGAUAAUGGGGACUCACUGGAGACCAAUGGAUUUUUAUCCCAAGGUGUUCACUCGACUGCUUUGUGACACCAAUUCAUAUGCUUGGGCCAGCUGCUGAUGUCCAUUCUAAAGUAGAGCCUAUGCAGAUAAAAGCAGGGCUAUGAAGAAAGUCCAGGUUUUCCAAAAGCAUACAAAUGAAAGCCAAAUGAGGGCCAUAUUAGUCUUAGGCACUUAAACCUUCUUUGCAAGUACAGAGCAUACUCUCACUCAGUUAUCAAUCAUGUAAGUACCAGUAAAUACUCUGAGCAUACUCCGUGCCCCAUGGAGCUUAAUCUCUGGUGUAUGUGUGUUGGGAUACACCCAAUAAAACUAACAAUCAUAUGUUAGAGAGAAGUGCUAUGUAAAAAAAAGAAGUAUGGUUAGAGAAGUGUUCACAGGGAAGAUAAACAAAGGCUUGGAGGUGAGAGAGCAAGCCAUGUGGGCAGCUGGGGAAGGACAUCCAUGCAAAGAAACAAACACAAAGGUUCCAUAGUGGAAGUAUGGUUCACUUGAUUGAUGAGUGACAGGCCAGUAUGGUGGCAGCAGAACAAAGGGGAAAGGAAGAGAUCAGAGUUAGGGGAUGUGGAUGAUGCAGAUUUUGAAGGGCUUUGUGGGGCAUUGUAAAGGUUCUGGUGUUUUUUUCCGAAAUAGGAAGCAGCUAUGUUGAGACUAGAACAUGCAGGGCAAGAGAAGAAGUGACACCAGUUAUGGGCAUUUGCAGUGAUCCAGACAACAGAUGACGGAGGCUUAGACUAGCAUCAUAGCAGUGGGUGUGGUGAGAAGUAGGCAGAUUCUGCAUAUGUUUUGAGAGCAUGGCCAACAGGAUUUGUGGAGGAAGUGGGUGUAGGUUGUGAGAAAGAGGACUGGUUGACUCCAAGGUGUCUGAACUGAGCAGCUAGAAGGACAGAGUUGCCGUUCGUUGAGAUGGGAAAAACUGCAGGUGGAAGAGUUAUGGCAGUGGGGGAGGAAAGACAUCAAAAGUUCAGUUUUGAACAGGCUACACUGGCAAUCUAUAUUAGACAUCCAAGUAAAGAGUUUGAGGAGAUAAGUGGAAGGUCAGAGGAAAAGUCCCAGGCUUGAGAUAUAAAUUGGGAAUUGACCACAUUUGGGUGGUAGUUAGAACAUCUAGACUGAACAAGAUCACUAAGGAUUAAGUGUUGAUAGAAAAGGAAGCAGAGCCCAAGAAUUGAGCCCUGGGACAUUCUAACAUUUAGUUUGUUCCCAAAUGAGAAGUUUCAGCAUCCCUUGGGGACUUGUUAGAUGUGCAGAUUCUCAGGCCCCACCCCAGACAUCCUGAAAUUCAGCACUGUGGUUUAACAAGCCCUCCAGGGGCUUCUGAUCAUGCUAUAGUUUAACCACCACCGGCUUAGAAGCUGAGGAGGAAAAACUACUUAAAGUGCCUGAGAAGGAGUGGCCAGUCAAGGAGGAAAACCAGUGUUUCCAGGAGGGAGUAGUCAUUCUGUCACCUACUGUGGAUAGGUAAAGUGAGAGGACUAGGGGGGAGUGAGAACUACCCACUGAUUGGGUAACAAAAGAAAGGGGAUUUUGCAGUGAAGGUUAACAAAAGGAAGGAUGGUAUUCCCAGGCGUUCAGACAUAUCAACUGGUGGUACCUUUCACACACAUUUUUGGAAAGAAACUGCCCACUCUGUAUCUCCUGCUGAUGGGGAGGGGGUUCCCUCCAGCUGUUCUUUGAGCUGUCAGGGCUGUGUCUCUGUCACAUGCCCCUUCCCCCAGCCCUAGUUGAUUAGGAGCCAACCAAUUAGAAGAUAAGCAUAGCUAUCUGUAUAUCAGAAACCUAGUAUAAUAGUGGUUUAUAUAAAAUAGAAGAGUUUAUAUCUCUUCACAUUAAAGCCCCAAGCUCUGUUCCACCAAACUGUCAGGAGCUCAGUUCUUUCUGUCUGAUUGGUUUGCCAUCCUUAUCCACACCAUCCAUGAUGACUCGCCUGUGUUCCAGCCAGCAUGGAGGAGGUUUCUUUUUCCUUUUAAGAAUCGCUUUGCUCUCAUCCCCCUGGCAAGACGCAAGGAUGACAAAAAAUGUCGUUUUUACUCCAGACAGCCUUAGGCCUAGCUAAAAGUUGGGAUUCUAUUAGAGAAAGGACAAACGGACAUUGUGGCUUGCACCCAAGCAGGGACAGUUAGGCUAAUUUGAUUUUCUCUCUUGGAAACUUGAACUGGAUAGAAAAUUAGCAACUUAAUUGUGGAUAGAUAAGUGAGAACAUCAGCCUGAACACCCCGACUCCCAGCCAACUUUUCCUAGAGCUCCUCAGGAGUUUGUAAGACUAUGAAAGUUCUGGGCACCUUGAGGUCAGUGGUACUGACCUGCUAUUAACUACUAGCCUCUGGCGCCCCAGACUGAGAUGCUUUCCAGGACUGAGUCUACUUUUCCUUAUUCCGAGGUGCAGCCUGGAGCAAACAUUCCCGUUUACUUGGGGGUAAUCUCUGUCCCCCCGACAACGGAUGGUGGAGACUCAGCUGAAGAGAAGCGACGGGAUGGGGUGAGCAUCCUUUGGGAUGCGGGCGUCUCCCCUCCGAAGGUGUACCGCGGCCAAGAAGGAGGAAUCCUGGAUGGGUGAGGGGCGCCUCCGUUUGCCUGGGGGAAGGAUGAGACGGUGUUUGGCGCCGCCGAGCUCAUCUUCCGGGGGCCGGAGCCCAGAGUCGGUAUCGAGGAAGGGGCGGUCCUUGGAGCACCCGGAAAGGAGCUCACCGAAGUGCUCACGUACCCUAAAGACCCAACACCGAGCGUUAAGGGGUACUCCGGUACUUAAAGCCGCCGGGCCAGCGCUCCGCGGGGUCCUCUGGGAAGAGGCGUCCGGUGACGCACCCCGCGGAGGAUUUUGGGACUUGUAGUUCAGCAGCGAGUUCGGGCCGGCGCCACUCGGCCCAGAAGGCUUUUAGAUGCCUUUGUCGCCAGCCAGCAGUCCUCCUUGCUGUUCGUGAGGGUCACUUUCUGAGGAUUCAGACCUUCCCCAUUCCGGAAACCCUAAAGAAAAUGGCCUGGUCACUGUGGUGCUGACCCCAGCAUCCAAGGAGUCGAUGAUCAGGGAUAUGGCUGAGGCUCUCACUCCGUGGAGGCAGCUGAACCCUCCUCAGGGAGACAUGCCUGAGAAGCAUAGGAAUCUGGUCCUGCUGGGGCUUCCAAUUUCCAAGCCUGACGUAAUCUCUCAGUUGGAGUGUCGGGGGGAGCUGGAGAGAGAAGUCUCAAAGGCAACUAGUCCAGACUGGGGGCCAGGACCAGAAAGCAAGGAGCUAAUUCCAGAGCAGGACAUUUCUGAAGAAGAAUCAGCCCCUGUGGUAUUAAUAGAAAGAUUUCCAAAGGAAAGUUCCAUUGACUGUGAGGAUUCUUUAGAGAGUCAGCAGGAAAACCAUGAGAAACAUUUAAUCCAAGAGAUUGUCCCUCAGAAGAAACCUUCAGGGGAGAGAAGUUACCAGUGUGAUGGAUUUGGAAGAAAAUUUAGUCGGAGGUCAUUACUUGUUCAACAGCAAGGAGAGGGAAAACAUGGUUGUGAUUCAUUUAAAAAGAACUUGAAACAAAAUUCAGAUCUAAUGAAACAUGAGAAAAUGUGUGUAGGAAAGAAACCUUGGAAAUGCAAUGAGUGUGAGAAGGCCUUUAGUUACUACUCAGCUUUUGUCUUGCAUCAGAGAAUUCACACAGGAGAAAAACCCUAUGAAUGUAAUGAGUGUGGUAAAGCCUUUAGCCAGAGCAUACACCUUACUCUACACCAGAGAAUUCAUACAGGAGAGAAACCUUACAAAUGUCACGAAUGUGGGAAAGCCUUCAGUCACCGCUCAGCCCUUAUUCGGCAUCAUAUUAUCCAUACUGGGGAGAAACCCUAUGAAUGCAGUGAAUGUGGGAAGGCCUUUAAUCAGAGUUCAUACCUUACUCAGCAUCAGCGAAUUCAUACUGGAGAGAAACCUUAUGAGUGUAAUGAAUGUGGGAAGGCCUUCAGCCAAAGCACGUUCCUUACCCAGCAUCAGGUCAUUCACACUGGAGAGAAACCCUAUAAGUGUAACGAAUGUGGAAAAGCUUUCAGUGAUCGUUCAGGCCUUAUUCAACACCAGAGAACUCAUACUGGGGAGAGGCCUUAUGAGUGCAAUGAAUGUGGGAAAGCCUUUGGCUACUGUUCUGCCCUGACUCAACACCAGAGGACUCAUACUGGGGAGAAACCCUACAAAUGCAAUGAUUGUGCCAAAGCUUUCAGUGACCGCUCAGCCCUUAUUCGUCAUCAGAGGACACACACUGGAGAGAAGCCCUACAAGUGUAAGGAUUGUGGAAAAGCUUUCAGCCAAAGCUCAUCUCUUACAAAGCAUCAGAAAACUCACACUGGAGAAAAACCUUAUAAGUGUAAGGAAUGUGGGAAAGCUUUCAGCCAGAGUUCAUCCCUUUCUCAGCAUCAGAAAACUCAUGCUGGAGGGAAAAACAAGGAAUAUGGAAAAGCCUUUAGUGAGCAUUCAGCCUUUGGCCAGCAAAAGAGAAUUCAUACUGGAUAAAGGCCAUGUAAAUGUAGGACAUUCAGAACAUAUUUAUGGAACAAUCACUAUACAUGCUGAAAGGGCUACAAAGGAAUUUAAGACUGUUACAAAAAAGAUAUUGAGAAGUCAUUGUUGAUAGGAGACAUAGCUGACUUGAGUGUGAAAGAAGAGUUUUACAUUUUUAAAAAUGUCCUAACAGAGGAUGUUGUGAAUUUCCCUGGGAAGAGAGAAUUAUUUCCAACACCCUUAUGUGUAUGAAUGUUGCCAAAUCCUUUGGAGACAAAUAGGGUGUGCCAUGAUGGAAAGAGGAUGUCUUAGCUGGGCUAGGUGGUCUCAUAAUGCUAAGGGGGAUCCAGUUUUUAAAGGAAUAAAUGGUUCUUUUAGGGGACUUGCAGGAGUAGAAAUCAGAGGUUGGCAGUUCACAAUGAGUCUGUCCAGUGUGGAGAGUGGCGAUUGAAGGGAACUUGCCUUUGAUCUUAAAUCCAAGAGCACUUGGGAGGUAGAUGGCAAGGAUAGGAGAGGAGAACUGGGGGGAUGAAGUCAAGAAAUGUUGAUUGAGAUAACCACACAAAUGAGUACUAACAACCAGGAAAAAUAUUAGUCAAACUUGUUAGUUGGUCAGUUGCAAAGUCUCCAUCUUGAGGCCAAGGAAUGUGGCCUGGCAAGUCUGCUUCUGCACUUUUGGUCUCUUAGACCUUGCUUCUUGAGAAGGCACCUACUAAGAAUCAUAUUAACUCCAAGAGUCAAGAUCAACAGCUAGAAAGGGAGACUAUGGAAGGGACUGCUAAUGUUUUCAAUUUAUUUUCAGCUGAGUUACCUGAGAAUGUGCAUAUUUAUCAAGCUUUACCUCAGUUGUAUAUAGUUUGUACCUUAUACUUUUCAUACAGUCAUUUUAUUUAGCUGUAGACCUGAACUGGCACUGUGUAUUAGAUUGUGAAAAACUUGAAAAGACUAGACAUACUUACCUUUCAUCAUUUUACUUUUGAAUAGAGGCAGAUGACAUCUUUUUUUUUUUUUUUUCAUUAGCCACAUCCAUGGCCAGGGGUUGAAUCCAAGCCAUAGCUGUGACCUCUGCCACAGCUGUGGGCAAUGCUGGAUCCUUAACCCACUGUGCCUGGCCCAGGGAUCAAGCCCACGCCACCAUAGAGACAAUGCCAGAUACUUGACCUGCUGCACCACAGUGGGAACUCUGCAGGUGACAUCUUUUUUGUUUUCAUGGAAAUUUUGAAGGUUAUUUUUGCAGACAAUUUGAAUACUGUGUUUUUAGUUUGUACAAGUUUGACUAUGAUGUCUUAGUGUGCAUUACUUUGAGUUUAUCCUGUUUCCUGAGUUUCUUGAAUCUGUAGGUUUAUGUCUUUUGCCAAAUUGGGGUAGUUCUCAGCCAUCACUUCUUUGAAUAUAUUUUCAGCCCCUACUUCCUCACCCUUUUCCUCCUUCCAGGACACUGAUUUUACAAAGGUUAGAUCUUUAAUUAUAGUCUUGUAGGUUCCUGAGGCUCUGUUUAUUCAUUUUUCACUGUAUUUUUGUCUUAGUCUUCCUGGGCUGCAAUAACAAAAUACCAUAGACUAGGUGGCUCAAACAACAGAAAUUAAUUUCUCAUAGUUAUAGAGGCUGGAAGUCCAAGAUCAGGGUGUUUACUUUGGUCUCUGGUGGGGGCUCUCUUCCUGGCCUACAGAUGGCUGCCUUCUUGCUGUGUUCUCACAUUGCCUUUCCUUGGUGCAUGUGUGUGGAAAGAAUAAGGGAAAACUCUUUCUUUUCCUCUUAUAAAGCUACCAGUCCUAUUUGAUUAGGAAUCCAGUCUUUUGACCACAUUCAACCUUAAUUAACCCUGAAAAACUCUACCUCCAAAUACAGUCUCAUUGGAAGUUAGCACUUUAGCAUAUGAAUACAAUUCAGUCCAUAGCAUUCAAUGCCUGGCCUCCCAGAAUUCAUGUUCUCACAAGCAAAAUAAAUUGACUCCAUCCCAGCAACCCUCCAAAAUCUUAACUGAUUCCAGCAUCAACUCUAAAGUCAGGUUCAAAGUCCCACUGAAAGUAUCACAUAAAUCAGAUAUGGGUAAGACUCAAAGUAUCAUUCAUCCUGAGGCCAAGUUCUUGUCCUACUGUGAACCUGCAAAACCAGGUAAGUUAUGUGCUUCCAAAACAUGAUUGUGGGACAUCAUAAGAUAGACAUUCUUUUUCUCAAAGGGAAUUAAAAGGAGAGGGUGAUGGGUCCCCAGCAAUCCCCACACCCAGCAAGGCAAACUCCAUGAGACCUUAAGGCUGAAUAAGUUCUAUCAUCUGGUCCUGUAGCAUCUAAGUCCGACAGCCUUCCUUCAUUUGUCAGGUUUUUCUGUCCCUUUUAGACCCAGCUGGCAGUGUUUCUGCUGGUAUAACCCUGUUUCUAUUCCUGGCUUCUGCUGAUGGCUGAUGAAGUCUAGGGUCACACCCAUGAUCUCUUUAUCAAGUAGUUGCUCAGCCACACCCUUAGUGUUCUUUUUAGAUGACAUUUUCUGGGAGUUUCCCUGUGACUCACUUUCCUGUAUUUUGCAGCAUGGCUAGAAUUUCCCAAAUCUCUAAGUUCUAGCUCAUUUUUGCUUAACAAUUCCUUCUUCAGUUCAUCUCUCUCUUCUUGAAUUUUCCUCUCAGCAGAAAGGAGCGCCCAAGCUGUGCCUCCAGUACUUUGCUUGGAAAUCCCCACAAGUUCUACCUUCCACUAAACUCUAGAACACAGUGCAGCCAAAUUCUUGCAGUUUUAUAGAAUUAUCUUUCUUCCUGUUUCCAAUAAUGUGUCCCUCAUUUCCAUCUGAGACCUCACCAGAAUGGCCUUAAAUAUCCAUAUUUCUAGCAUGCAGCUCAAACCUCUUCCAGCCUGUGCCCAUUAAUGAGUUCCAAACUACAUUUUUAGGUAUUUGUUAGAACAGCAGCCCACUUCUAGCUACCAACAUCUGUCUUAAUCUGCCUGGGUUCCAAAACAAAAUGCCAGCAGAUCUCAUUUUAUUGCAUUUCAUUUUAUUGCACUCCAAAUGUAUUACAGUUUUUUGGCUUUUUUUGUUUUAACAAAUGUGGCAACCCUGUGUUGAGCAAUUCUGUUAGUGCUAACAGCAUUUGCUCACUUCAUGUCUCUGUGUCAUAUUUUAGCAUUUCAAUAUUUCAAACUUUAUUAUUAUAUAUGUUAGGGUGAUCUGUGAUCAGUGAUCUUUAGUAGUAUUAUUAUGAGUCACUGAAGGCUCAGAUGAUGGUUAGUGUUUUUUUAGCAAUAAAAUAUUUUAAAAUUAAGAUAAGUACGUUUUUUAGACAUAACCAUUACACAUUUAAGAGACUACAGUCUAAUGUAACGACAGCUUGAAUAUGCACGAGGAAACCUAAAAAUGUAUGUGACUCACUAUUGCAGUAUUCACUUUAUUGUGGUUUUUUUGGAACUGACCCUGCACCAUCUCUGAGGUGUGCCUGUGCUGUAGCCUAGGUGGCUCAAACAACAGAAAUUUAAUUCUCACAGUGCUGGAGGCGGAGAAAGCCAAGAUCAAGGUGGCAGUCAAUUUAGUUUCUGCUAAGAGCCCUCUUCCUGGCUUGCAGAUGGCCACUUUCUGACUGUGUCCUCAUCACCUUUGCUCGGUGCAUGGGUGGAGGGGGAGAGAAUUCUCUCUUCCUCUCUUUAGAAGUCAACCAGUCUUAUCAGAGUAAGAGCCCUCAUUUGACCUAAUUACCUUCUAAAAGCCUUACUUCUAAAUGCAGUCAUAUUGGGGGCUCCUAAGUCUUCCAUAUAUAAAUUUGGGGGACACAGUUCAAUUCAUAGCAAUUUACUCUUUGUUGUUCAGAUUGGGUAUUUUCUCUUGUUCCGUCUUCAAGUUCACUGAUGCCCAUUAAUGUAUUUGAGCCCAUUGAUGUAUUUUUCGCUUGCGUUUGACUCUCCAUUCUGUUUCUCUGCUCAGAAUUUAUUUUUAAAUUUGAAUCAAGCAUGUUUGUAAUUGCUCACCAAGUCAUUGUUUUAAUGACUGUUUUAAAAUCCUUCCCAGUUAAUCCUAACAUCUGUGCCAUGUCAAUUUUGGCAUCUGUGGAUCAUCUUCUCACUUAGGUUGAGUUUUUCCUGGUUCUUUGUGUGAUGAGUGAUUUUCAGUUGAAAUCUGAACAUUCUGUAUAUUAUAUUCUGGGGCUCUGAGUUCUGUUUGGAGCUCUGUUUGGGCCAGAUCCGAGGACUCUGCUCUGCUGGAGAAGGGGUUGGGGGGACACUGCCUUAUUCCUGUAAGUUGGUGUUGGAAAUCCAAACCCACCAUUGGUCUUUAUUGCUAUGCGGGACAGGGGUUCCUGUUACUGCUGGGCUGGGGUGGGAGUUGGAGCUCCUCACAUGGCCUCCACUGACACCACAUCACCAGUAAGGAUGGGGAGAGACGUCUGGUCCCUGGUUAGGGUUGGAAGCCUAGUCUCCCCACGUGGUCCCCAGUUGUGACACUGCCAAGGUGGGAUGGGGAGGGGUUAGAUUUUAAAGUCCUGUCCGGAGUUCCCGUCGUGGCGCAGUGGUUAACGAAUCCGACUAGGAACCAUGAGAUUGCGGGUUCGGUCCCUUCCCUUGCUCAGUGGGUUAACGAUCCGGCGUUGCCGUGAGCUGUGGUGUAGGUUGCAGACGCGGCUCGGAUCCCGAGUUGCUGUGGCUCUGGCGUAGGCUGGUGGCUACAGGUCCGAUUCGACCCCUAGCCUGGGAACCUCCAUAUGCCGCGGGAGCGGCCCAAGAAAUAGCAACAACAACAACAACAACAACAACAACAACAAAGACCAAAAAAUAAAUAAAUAAAGUCCUGUCCCCCACUUGACAUUCUGUGACACCACUCAAGGUGGAGGGGGGGCAUUGAGGACCCUCAUUACAGCCUGGGGAGAGUGGGCGUGUAGGCUCUCCACUCAGCCUUUGUUGGUGUGGAUAGGACCACAGUGUCUUUCCAUGACCUCUGGCUGGAGUAGGGUGGUUAUUGUCUAAAAGUGUUCUAUCUCCCUAGGCCACUCUUUUCCUAUUCCCUUGACUAGAAAGACCACCCUCUUCUUGGUUUUUGUUUGUGUGGGUGUUUCUGGAUUGCCCACUUUUUCAGAGCAGUGAGGCAGAAGGAAAACCCAAAGAGUGCUCUCUUCUUCCUCAGGCCCCAGGUCCCCAGCCAGUCUGUACUCUCUCCAGCUUUCAGAAUCUUCUUAUGUUGUUUUCUGUAGCAUGUCCAGGGUUUUUAGCUGUACUUGGAGAAACAAGGAAAGUCACAACUCCCUCUUUCUCCUGACAUUCUCCCAUCUGACACUGAAAUGGCAGGUCAAGUUGUGUCAGAGGUUUGUGGCAUGAACAGGGCAUUUGUACCCAAGUAAGGACCAAGAGGAAUGCUUACUUGUUCCCAAGUUGGAAGGUAGAAACUGCUAGGCCUCUAGCAUUAUCUGGCUUUGAAGGAGCUAUAGUUUUUAAGUUGAGAAAACACCAGUAUUAAAUUGUAGAUUACAGAUUUGAGAAGGAAGGCUAGAUAUGACUAAGAAAAUAAACGGGACUUUCCAUAGUGGCUCAGUGGAAACAAAUCUGACUAGUAUCCAUGACGAUUUGGGUUUGAUCCCUGGCUUCUCUCAGUGAGUUAAGGAUCCAGCGUUGCCAUGAGCUGUGGUAUAGGUUGCAGACAAGGCUUGGAUCCCGCAUUGCUGUGGCUGUGGCAUAGGCCAGUGGCUACAGCUCUGAUUUGACUCCUAGCUAGGGAACCUCCAUGUGCCACAGGUGCAGCCCUAAAAAAAAAAAAAAAAGAGAGAGAGAGAGAGAAAGAAAUAAACUAUGGAGUUAAACAUUUGUUCCAAGAGCAUGUGAUAACCACUGGAGAGUUAGGUUCAGAAUUUCGGGGUUUCUCCUCCUAGUUUGUAUUAUCUAUAUGUGGAUUGCAUAGGAUAUAACAGAAAAACAACAGAAGGACAAUACUUGGGACUUGGGACAAAUCACUUCAUCCAUUUAAAUCUCUUUUCUCAUUUAUGUAUUUUUUUCUUUUCUUCUUUUUUGGCCACACCCUUGGCAUAUGGAAGUUCCUGGGCUAGGGAUCAAAUCCGAGCCAGAGCUGUGACUUGCACCACAGCUGCAGCAAUGCCGGAUCUUUAGCCCACUGGGCCAUAAUAAGAACUCUCAUUUCUGUAUAUUUUAAAAGGUAGUACCUACUUGAGAGUGGCUAUUUUAGGUAGAGAAUGGAUGCAGAGUGAUUUGUAAGCUAUCAAAUGCUGUAUAACUAGGUAUUGAUAUAGCUAUUUACAUGACGUCUCUAUCAUAUAUGCCAUAUGAUGGUGUAGCCCAAUGAAAAUGAUAAUGAAUAUAAUGGAAUGUAUCUUUUAUCUCAUUUUAAAAAAUAAAGUCUUAAAAAAUGAAAA